Didymella exigua CBS 183.55 is the source of this 943-nucleotide messenger RNA. Its product is annotated as OsmC-like protein. Gene Ontology annotation, biological process: response to oxidative stress. The record is from RefSeq and is a predicted model, not a curated record. Lineage: Eukaryota; Fungi; Ascomycota; Dothideomycetes; Pleosporales; Didymellaceae. The transcript is spliced from 3 exons. Bases 295 to 831 code for a protein of 178 amino acids.
CGUAACUCCUACACUCGGGGAUCUCCAGGACUAUUCGAGUGAUCGUAGUCGCAAGCGCAGGAGAUCCGCGUUCCACACUAGCCGUAUGCCGUUAAACGCUCCUCCAUUCAGGUACACACGUCAUCGACUUCCAAACGUCACAAGCCGUCAGCGAUGCGAUGGAUCUUUCGUGAAAAUAGAUCAGAACUCCCUGGUAACAUCUUCCAACUCGUCUUUCCUUCAGUCUUGCACAUCAACCAUCAAAGUCUCUACUUCAUUUAGCGAAACACGCAUUGAACAAUCACGUCAAUCACAAUGGCCUCGAGAUCUUUCACACCCAUGCUGCGCAGCGCCAUGCGCGUCUCGCCCAGGAGUAUCACUUCGGUUCCUCGUCGCUCUUUGAACACAGAGACAGCACCAAGUCUGUACUCUGCACAUGCGAAGGUUGUAGGAGCACGCGUUGGCCACGUUGAUGGUGAGAACCUUAAGGUCGAGCUCACCAUGGCCAAAGCCCUCGGUGGUAAGGGCGACGCGGGAAAGACGAACCCUGAGGAGCUAUUUGCUGCUGGCUAUGGAGCAUGUUUCCAAUCCGCUAUGAACGCCGUCGCCCCCUCCGUCAACGUGAAGAUGCCGACGACACCCGAGGAUUCGAUCGUUGAGACCAAGGUACAUCUCGUUGGUAGCAUGAAGGAUCUCGACAUGGGAUUGAGGGUGGAGAUGAAUGUCAAGGUUAGGGGUCUAUCAAAGGAGGAGCUCGAGAAUGUUGUGUACAAGGCGAGACAGGUAUGCCCGUACAGCAGGGCAACGAAGGAUAACGUGUACACUACGGUCACUUGCGAGACUAUGGAAUAGUCGGAUUUCACAAAUGAUGAUAAUAUUGUAGAUCUGUGACCGCCAAGAUAGUAAAGUUACAUCGACCAUCUGGCAGCGCCGGCGCUCAGUUUUUUGACACAGAAGCAUGCAG